UGGAAAGUAGAAUUACGAGAAUAACUCUAGCUGAACUGGAUGAUAAUAUAUAGCGUGGACACAAAUUGGAAAGUUUUGCUGGUUUCAUUUUAUAUCGUAUUAAACAUUUGGCGGGGAAACUACUAUAAAAAUGUUGUCGGAUCGAAGCUAUAGCUUUAACACCGGUCAGAAAAAUACUUUUUCUACGGUGGACUAUGUUAUUUUCGGAGCAACUCUAGCUGUUUCAACGUUCAUUGGAUUUUUCUACGCAAUCAAAGACCGGAAAAUUAGCGACACCAAACUGUUUCUGCUCGCCGGCGGGAAUAUGAACUUUGUGCCUGUGUCCAUGUCGCUGUUGGCAAGCUUCAUGUCGGCAAUCACGCUGCUAGGGACACCGGCCGAGAUGUACAACUUCGGAACCAUGUACUGGUGGAUCGGGCUCUCGUAUGCCGGCUCAGUCGCCCUGGCGGCGCAUGUGUAUGUGCCUAUCUUCUACAGACUCAGGGUCACCACGUGUUACGAGUACUUGGAGAUGAGAUUCAGCCGAGGGGUGAGGCUGAUGGGGACCUGCAUCUUCUCUAUGCAAAUGAUCAUUUACAUGUCCAUCGUCUUGUACGGUCCAUCUCUGGCGUUGAAUGCAGUGACGGGACUGUCCCUGUGGGGCGCGAUUAUAUCUGUGGGCAGCCUCUGUACCAUCUACACCGCUAUUGGCGGUAUGAAGGCGGUGCUGUGGACGGACACAUUCCAGACGGUGAUGAUGAUAGUGGGGUUGUUGGCCACACUUAUACAGGGAUGCUACGAGAUGGGCGGCUUCACAAACGCCUGGAAUAUAGCGGAGCAAAACCACAGGGUCUACUUUGAUGAUUUCCGUGCUGAUCCGACUGUGCGGCACAGUUUCUGGGCGUUGACGAUCGGGAGCGCCUUCCUGUGGGGGAGCGUGUACGGCACAAACCAGGCCCAGGUCCAGCGGACGCUCUCGUGUGGAUCUCUUAGGAGUGCACAGCUGGCCCUGUGGGUCAACUUCCCCGGCCUGUGUGUGAUCCUGCUGUUGUCCUGUAUGGUCGGUAUCGUCAUGUACGCCUUCUACAGCACGUGUGAUCCCAUCUCAUUCAAGCUAAUCAUGGCGUCAGAUCAGAUGUACCCCCUAUUUGUGAUGGACUUACUGAGCCAUGUGCCCGGUGUCCCUGGUCUCUUUGUGGCCUGUAUAUUCAGCGGCACGCUCAGCACAAUUUCGUCCGGCCUGAACUCUCUGUCGGCUGUCACCUUGACAGACAUUAUCCGUCCCGUGUUUCCCGAUAUGUCCGAGAAGCGGGCAACCAACAUCUCCAAAAUCAUAGCUCUUCUGUAUGGUGUGCUGUGCUUGGCUCUCACAUAUGUAGCUUCCAAACUGGGAAACAUAUUACAGGCGGCUCUGUCCCUGUUCGGAAUGCUGGGAGCGCCAAUGCUAGGGUUGUUCACCCUGGGGAUGAUCUACCCAUGGGCCAACUACAAGGGAGCGUAUGCGGGUACUCUUACCAGCCUCGUGGUGAUGUUGUGGAUCGGCGGAGGCGCCUACAUCACGAAGCCUUCCUCGUGGCGCCCACCUAUAUCCACGGAGGGAUGCAACUGGAAUCUCACCCAAGAUGGGCGGCUGUCUCCCUGGAACACAACAGCCACUCCGGUUCUCAUAUCCACUAUCACCACUGCGGAUGUUAUUAAUGAUACUGUUAUAGCAUCCGCGUCACUAGCCGAAGGCCCGGUUGAAGGCCUAGACCGGCUCUACUCCCUCUCCUACCUCUGGUACAGUUGUCUCGCCAUGCUUAUCGUCUGUGUCGUCGGCAUCAUCGUCAGUCUCAUAACAGGCCGCCAGGACCCGCGGAAACUUGACGCCCGGUUGGUAUGUCCCAUCUUCGACGUUAUGUUCCCUUUCCUACCAGAGAGAUGGCGCAAACCGCUCAGAUUUGGCAUCGUGCACGAAGGGAAAUACGCGGCUGACGAGGCCGAGGCGGAGGUGCGCCGGGAGUCCAUCCUGACUCUUCAGGAGGAAGACGGCUCGAUCAAGCUGCCCUCGCCGGAAAUCGAGGUGCUCUUAAGUGGAAACAAAGUUCAUAUUACCGAAAAACGAUAGCCACACGAAGAGCGUAACGUUUGACCAUCAUUUAAAAGACGUAUCCGUCCAACAUGUGUCCAGAAUGUUGACAGUGUACUCAUGUCUUUGACUUAGAACUGGCGAUAUGGGCUUGUAAGCAUAUGAAUGGUUUAAGUUGUACCUUUGAAGAUGUGCAGCAUACCUGUAUUUGUUCGAAUUUAAAAGAUUUUGAAAUAUAUUUACAAAUAUGAUAAAUAGAUACUAAUCAUUAUGAUAAUUUUCAGAAUGUGUCAACAUUGUAGCAAGAAGUUGUCAACAUUAAAAUGCUUGUGUUUAUGUUUUACAGGUUAUGUCAACAUAGUUUUGAACGAAGUUAUCUUUUUGUUUAUCGGGCCGAAGAUUAAUAAAAGAAGUUCAAGAGGCCUGAUGCCACCUGUAAAUGUGCUUUAUUCGUGAAAAUAUUAUUUUAUAUAUAUGUACUGACCUUAGCCGGGUGGAUGGUUUUUAGGUUCAGCCAUAACAUUUCAAGUCAUUUAGUUUGUCCUUUUUUGAUCGAUUUUGGGCAUUCUAGAAAUAAUAUACCGUUAAGUACAUCAUUCACCGACUAAGAAUACUGUGUUUAUCGACUAAGAAUACUGUGUUUAAAUAUUAAAAUUAAGGCGCUGAAAGCGCUGAAAGGCUGUAGUCGCCACAAGCCUGAUUUUGCUUUUUAACAAUUCUGUUCACAGGGAAUUAAAAUCUAAUAUAAAACACCGACUAAGAAUACUGUGUUUAUAGAUUAAAAUUAAGGCACUGAAAGGCUGUAGUCGCCACAAGCCUGAUUUUGCUUUUUAACAAUUCUGUUUACAAGGAAUAAAAAUCUAAUCUUAAACAUAUUUUGAGUGGCCCCGAACUAAGCCCAAUUUAUUACCUGUCAUUACCUUAGAAUAGGUAUCAUAAAUUGAUUAUAUUUA
This is a messenger RNA of Mya arenaria, 3000 nucleotides long. Its product is annotated as sodium-dependent multivitamin transporter-like. The record is from RefSeq and is a predicted model, not a curated record. Bases 131 to 2086 code for a protein of 651 amino acids. Gene Ontology annotation, cellular component: membrane. NCBI's taxonomy places the organism in Eukaryota, Metazoa, Mollusca, Bivalvia, Myida, Myidae. Gene Ontology annotation, biological process: transmembrane transport; sodium ion transport. The transcript is spliced from 16 exons. Gene Ontology annotation, molecular function: symporter activity.